CCCGCGCCCCAUCUGAUGCUCCUGCUCCGCCGCGUCUGCUUCCUCCUCCCGUCGCCCUCUCCUCGCGCGCCGCUCGCAAAACCUCUCCCGCUCCUCCUCCGCCUGCCCAGAACCCUACCCUCGGCAGCGCGCGCGCUCGCGUCCAUGGCUGCGCCGGCCGCGCCGGCGGGUGGGACGGCGGCGAUGAGCCGGGACGCGUUCCGCGCGGCGGUGACCAACACGCUGGAGCGGCGCCUCUUCUUCGUGCCCUCUUUCAAGAUCUACGGCGGCGUUGCGGGGCUCUACGACUACGGGCCCCCCGGGUGCGCCGUCAAGGCCAACGUCCUCGCUUUCUGGCGCCAGCAUUUUGUGCUAGAGGAAGGGAUGCUUGAGGUCGACUGUCCAUGUGUGACACCAGAAGUUGUCUUGAAAGCCUCUGGUCAUGUGGAUAAAUUUACAGACUUAAUGGUUAAAGAUGAAAAGACAGGAAACUGCUACCGUGCAGACCAUUUGCUCAAGGAUUUCUGUAAGGAUAAGCUUGAGAAGGACCAGACAUUGUCACCAGAGCAGGCAGAAGAAUACAAUAAAAUUCUUGCUAUCUUGGAUGAUCUCUCUGCAGAGCAAUUGGGUGCUAAGAUUAAGGAGUAUGGGAUUGUUGCUCCUGACACCAAGAACCCAUUGUCGGAUCCCUACCCCUUCAAUCUCAUGUUUCAGACUUCCAUUGGACCGUCAGGUUUGAGUCCAGGGUAUAUGAGGCCAGAGACAGCACAGGGUAUCUUUGUAAACUUUAAAGACUUGUACUACUACAAUGGCAACAAGCUACCUUUCGCUGCAGCUCAAAUUGGCCAGGCCUUCAGGAAUGAGAUAUCUCCCCGCCAAGGCCUUCUGAGAGUCCGCGAGUUUACAUUAGCGGAAAUUGAGCACUUUGUGGACCCAGAGGACAAAUCCCACCCAAAAUUUGGUGAUGUCUCUGAUCUAGAAUUCUUGAUGUUUCCAAGAGAGGACCAAAUGGCAGGAAGGUCAGCCACAAGACUUAAACUCGGAAAUGCUGUAUCUGAGGGAACUGUGAACAAUGAGACCCUUGGCUACUUUAUUGGAAGAGUCUACCUUUUCUUGACACAACUUGGGAUUGAUAAAGAUCGUCUACGCUUCCGACAGCAUCUGCCAAAUGAAAUGGCUCACUAUGCUGCUGAUUGUUGGGAUGCAGAGAUUGAGUGCUCUUAUGGAUGGAUUGAGUGUGUUGGAAUUGCUGAUAGGUCUGCCUAUGACUUGCGUGCACACUCGGAUAAAAGUGGUGAGAAACUUGAAGCACAUGAAAAGUUUGCAGAACCCAGAGAAGUGGAGAAAUUAGUUAUAACCCCAUCAAAGAAGGAGCUUGGCCUUGCAUUCAAAGGGAACCAAAGGAUGGUUCUUGAAGCAUUGGAAGCGAUGGGUGAGACUGAAGCUUUGGAUAUGAAAGCUAAGUUGGAGUCCAAGGGGGAGGUUGAGUUCAAAGUGUGCACCCUUGGGAAGGAUGUUACGAUAAAGAAAAGCAUGGUUUCAAUUAAUAUUGAGAAGAAAAAAGAACACCAAAGGAAAUUUACUCCUUCUGUCAUUGAACCAUCCUUUGGGAUUGGGCGCAUUAUAUACUGCCUUUUUGAGCACUGUUUCUUCCAAAGGCCUGGCAAGGCAGAGGAUGAGCAGUUAAAUGUGUUUGGUUUCCCCCCUCUUGUUGCCCCAAUAAAGUGCACUGUCUUUCCACUGGUCAAGCUUGAGAAAUUUGAGGUUGUUGCCAAGAAAAUUUCAAAGGCCUUGACAGCAGCAGGGAUUUCACAUAUUAUCGACAUGACAGGUAACACAAUAGGAAAACGCUAUGCAAGGACGGACGAGCUUGGCGUGCCCCUGGCGAUCACGGUUGACAACACCACUAGCGUGACGGUGCGCGACCGGGACAGCAAGGACCAGAUCCGCGUGGAGGUGGACGAGGUGGCCUCGGUGGUGAAGGAGGUAAUGGACGGGCAGAGCACCUGGGCCGACAUCAUGUGGAGGUACCCGACGCACACCGCCUCAGCCGCCGAGGAUGAGGCUGAACCCUGAAGGGCACAGCCAAAACAAUAUCCAACGAUCGUUGGCCCCUGAGAACAUUUCCUGCUUAACAGAAACAGAAUGCAUUUUGGUGUAAGCUUGCGGUAGCCUUGAUUCCUGGAAAUUUCCACAGAUAGUUUAUUUGUGAAUUGUGAUGUUCGACCUGUAAAUUCUGCUGCUUCGUUCAUCUUUUUCACCUUACGAACUGCAAUGUUUGAUGAA
Panicum hallii is the source of this 2265-nucleotide messenger RNA. RefSeq names its product glycine--tRNA ligase, mitochondrial 1-like. Gene Ontology annotation, cellular component: cytoplasm; mitochondrion. Gene Ontology annotation, molecular function: glycine-tRNA ligase activity; ATP binding. The transcript is spliced from 9 exons. The record is from RefSeq and is a predicted model, not a curated record. Gene Ontology annotation, biological process: mitochondrial glycyl-tRNA aminoacylation. Lineage: Eukaryota; Viridiplantae; Streptophyta; Magnoliopsida; Poales; Poaceae. Bases 16 to 2055 code for a protein of 679 amino acids.